GAUCCCGAAUGUCUGAAAAUUCUUCGCUUGCGGAAACCGGAACUGGGCACUUCUUCAAAUUCGUACCCUUGGAUUAUUUGCCAUGCGCUAAAGUUGAACUGGAGAAUGCGAUGCGUAGGUCCGAAGAUAUUUUUCAGGGUGGGGAAAAACUUGACGGAAUAUUGUUUUAUCACAAACUGGGCGCCUACACAUCUGGCUAUACACCACUAGCUACUUGGCUGAAGCCUCACAUGUUGCCUGACAUAUUGAACGUAUCUGUCCCGGAAGAAUUCCUCAAGACUGAUGAAGCGAUGGAGGGAAAUCCUGAGUCGAUCCCGAUUUCAAGUUCUGACAUGGAAGUGGAUAAGAAUAAACGCUCGAAGAAAAUCAAGACUUCUACGAACAAGAAUUAUGAGAUGAAGGAUGCUGAUGAUAUUGGUGGGGGAGGGGCCGGGGGGGAGGGGCCGGGUGAAAAAGAGACGGUCAAUUUGGUGGACGCGAUGACGUUCCAGCCAAAUCUAGUGGUGCCAACCGUGCUAUGGGGUCAGCACGCCCCUACGCAUUGCCCCUCGGUUGUUACCAUUUCGAAGGACAUGAAGACCAUUGCUUCUGGUUCUCUGGAUGGACAAGUGAUACUCUGGGAAAUGGAUCCCAAGACAGUCAAGAUAACUCCGCGGUUGAUGUUGAUGGGACACAAUGCUCCUGUGCUGUGCUUCGCGUCGGCUAGUCACGGCAAAGACAUGAGUGCACUUAUAAGUGCUGCCGAAAAUGGGGAAAUGUGUCUAUGGGAUCUGCAAGGGGGACGAUGUGUGGAACACACAAAAUCGCCGAAUGUCCAUAUAAACUUCACUGGUUAUUACGUAACUGAAACAAAUGAUUAUUGGUUGUUGGCGAAUGGUUACUAUCCUGGUGUUCAAGUCAUCAAUCCGACGACAUUGCAGGUUCUAUUUACGUUGACAGCACGGAUAUCAGCUGAUUGGAUUAGUGCAUUGACGGUCGUCAAAUGGGCUGGGAAAAAU
This is a messenger RNA of Notodromas monacha, 998 nucleotides long. The record is from the annotation of a GenBank genome assembly. NCBI's taxonomy places the organism in Eukaryota, Metazoa, Arthropoda, Ostracoda, Podocopida, Cyprididae.